AGUGGUGGUGGUGGGAAGGGGCCGGUCUCAGACGGUAGUACUACUCAUACACUGCCCUGGGGGACUACUAUAGGGCCAACACUAGUACUGCAUUGAGAAAAACACGAAGUAUGACAGCUGUAGAAGACACGUUAUUGACAAGGAGCGCCGUGGUAAGCACAUGUAGCGGGGGACAUGAAGACUCGGGAGACCUUCAGGACCGCAACAACAACAACAACAAUAACAACAAGAAUAACAACAACAAUAACAACAACAACAACAACAAUAACAAGAACAUCACCAUGACCAGCGAGGACCUCCUUCAGCCCGGACACGUCGUAAAGGAACGAUGGAAAGUGGUACGCAAGAUCGGUGGCGGCGGGUUCGGGGAGAUCUACGAGGGUCAGGACCUGGUGACCCGCGAGCAGGUAGCCCUUAAACUGGAGUCUGCCAAGCAGCCCAAGCAGGUCCUCAAGAUGGAGGUGGCCGUCCUCAAGAAGCUUCAGGGUCGGGAACACGUGUGUCGGUUCAUCGGGUGCGGUCGUAAUGAACGCUUCAACUACGUGGUAAUGCAGCUUCAGGCCAAGAACCUGGCAGAACUGCGCCGCGCCCAACCCAGAGGUGCCUUCAGCCUCUCCACUGCGCUCCGUCUUGGCCACCAGAUCCUUAGAGCCAUCGAGGCCAUCCACGAGGUCGGCUUCCUGCACAGAGACAUCAAGCCGUCCAAUUUCAGUAUGGGUCGCCUGCCUCACAAUUGUCGCAAGACUUACAUGUUGGACUUCGGACUCGCUCGCCAGUAUACUAAUGCCAAUGGUGAAGUACGAACUCCUAGAGCAGCAGCAGGUUUCAGAGGUACUGUACGUUAUGCCUCCUUGAAUGCUCACAAGAAUAAAGAGAUGGGACGUCAUGAUGACCUAUGGUCGCUGUUUUAUAUGGUUGUUGAGUUUGUUAAUGGUCAGCUGCCUUGGAGAAAAAUAAAAGAUAAGGAACAGGUUGGUCUGAUGAAGGAAAAGUAUGACCAUCGAUUGCUCAUAAAACACUUGCCUUCUGACUUCAAGCAGUUUCUAGAACACAUCCAAAACUUAGAUUAUCAUGAUAAGCCAGACUAUGCUAUGUUAUCAGGAUUAUUUGAGCGCUGCAUGAAGCGACGGGGAAUUAAGGAAUCGGACCCAUUUGACUGGGAGAAAACACCCACUGACAAUUCAUUAGGCACUACCACUACUACGACCCAUGCUGUUAUUACCAAACCACAGCAUGCAGACAGCCGAUUGGUUUACGGUGGAGGCGGCAUGACCGAUAACAUGCUUGAUGACAAUGUACUGGGCUCUGUGGACAACCAGGAAAAUGUUGAGGCACCUCAUGAUCGUGAGCACGACCCUCGAAGACGGCGACGACGAGACACUGUCUUACACCCACCACAACCUAACAUCAAUCAGCAACAGGUGGAGACUAAGGAGCGGGUCCUGAACGAUAACAACGUCAAUGCCAACAUCAUCGCGAACACUGAGAAGGACACCAACGAGGUGGAGAUGUCACCCAAGAAGAGAAAGGUAGAGGAGUUCAACUGUGAAAAGGAAGGGGAAGGUGUUGGAGAGAAGGAAAAGGAGGGAAGACUUGAAUGCUCCACUGACUGGGAUGGUGAUGCAGUCAUGGCAUCAAGACAGGGACAUACCACACCCAGGUACGGGGGGGAGGGUGACAACAAGAACAGAAAGCCCCUAGUUUUAAGGUUAUUUUGAAAAACAGCAGCUAUGAGUAGAAUGAAUUUGAACCUCCGCAAGAGAGAGGAUCAGUAUUCUGUUCAGGAUGCCAGCUAUGUAAGUUUUCAAGAUGGUGGACGGUUAGCUAGGAUAGAGCCCAGUGCUGGCGGUGUGUCCCCAGGAGGCUCCACACCUCCCACGGAGGGUGAAUUACAUCCACACACACGUGAUCACACCCCGCAUCGUCGAACUCAUCAUAAAAGGAGUCUCGGAUUUGGCAGGUUCCACCCAGUGCAGCGAGCCAAGUACCUAGGUCACAGAGACCUGUCCAUCACACAGUUUGCCCUGGCUGAUGAUGACAAUGUGUCUCAGCCAGCCACUAAGGGGGGUGGAUGCGGCCUUACUCUAGCAUCACAGUGGAAAUCACAGUUUGAUGAUUCUGAGGAAACAGAUAAUGAACUUAAAGCUGACAAUCUGCAGAGUCCUGAGCAUAAGCAGCGCCUAACUCUGGUGUCUCCUUCAUCCCGUGGGCCUGAUGACACCACCAUGACGCCUGUGCAGGAUGCGGGCACCACUGAAAAGUCUCGACGAGUUGGUACCGAGCUCUCCAGAAUUAGCGAGGAUGACCGUCACCGCUCCUCCGACCACCACACACACACUCAGGUACCAGAUGUCACCAUGAUCGGAGGAAGUGUGGCGGGAAGUCAUGGUAUUGAAGAAUUUCGUGUUGUGACGAAGGUCACAGGGGGAGUAGAAGAUCCUGUGCCUAAUGUGGCCUGUUUGCCUAUGGAAACUACAGGUGUUCUGCAAGUUGAUCUGGGAGGACAGGCUAGUAGCCUUCCACGUGCCUGGUCCAACCCACAACUAUCUAGUCACAUUCGUCCUGGGCUGGAACCUCCUUUAGUACACACUACCACUGUUACCGAUGCUGUAUAUGAAUUAGACGUUGCACGUGGUAUCUGCGUCAAAACCUCUAGAGAAGGUUCACCUCUCACUCCAGAGCGUCGGCAGAGCAUGCCUGAUAUAGGUGUUUGCGAACCAGAAGAAGGUGCAGAGGAUGAUGCUGUGGUAGGUGGCAAAAUUGAAUUCCGUGUACUUGACAAGGAUAGAAAAUUUUCUGAGCCUUCUGGCCCCACUACUGUAGUGACUAGCCAGACUCGAGUAUCUCGGCAAGAACUUUCUAGUGUAGUGCCUGCACCAGCUGCAUUUAAUGCUGGGGCUGAGAACCCACCUCCACCACCACCAUCCAUGGUAGACCUGCCGCCUGGAACUACAAAUAAAUCUGCUUCCCUCCAAUCUAGCCCAAUUACACACCCAGAAGAGCGUUCUGUAUACUAUGAUGCUCCACCUCCAGAAGAUUUAUCACAGCAGCCUCAUCUACAAUCUAGUCAGAAGUCUCACAGCAAAAGUUCACCUAGAAAUGAGCAAGAGGAUGAAGCCCAUAAAACCAGUGAAGCUUCAGAUUUAUUACCCAAAGAUAAAGGUGAGAUCCGAGGUGGCAAAAAGGAUGACUCACGACGGCGACUGGGAGUUGCAGCUUUACCAGUUGUCUUAGAAGAUAAUAAAGAUCGUGAUGUUGAAUCUACACACUAUGAAUCUGCAGUCCAUCCUCCUGAUACCAGCCGUUAUGAAUCUGCCAUACACGAUCACACUGUAGUUACAACUGUUCAGGAGACUUCACGAUAUGAAACUGUCAUGGGUGCACCACUUCCAGAGUCAUCUCGUUAUGAAACUGUUAUGGGUCAGAGAGAAACUGAAGCAAGAACUCGUCAAGAUACAAUAUGUGAAGAAGAAAAGUCUUUUAUAUCAGAACGAAGAAAAUCCCUAGAAUUUUUAUUAGAAGAAAAGCAUGACAUAGAAGAUUCAAGAAAAAUAUCUGUUAUAAAUUUACAUGAUUUGUCUGCAGCCUUCCAAGUAUCAACGAUGAUUAACAGAUCACGGACAGUGACGCCAUCAGUGUCGCCAAGAGGAACGCCACCACACAGUGAGAGUGGUGGACGUCGUAGCCGAUCAUCUCGUCACCGCCGCUCCUGUGAGGAUCUGCUAGAAGAGGGAUCUCAGGAGUCUUCCAAAACUAAUACACCCCGACCUACGGAUUUACAGCCACGUUCUUCUUUGUCACCAGACCGACAGCGUGGCAAUGGCUCUAGGAAAUCGCCUGCUGCACAGGAUGAUUCUUCUCAAAAAAGUCGCAUUCCUGUGCCUCUGUGGGUACGUACUACCAAAGAUGGAGAGCCUGAAGGCAGCCUUAAUACACCAUCAGGAGGUAGAAGUCCACGAUAUUCAGAAGCAGAACGUGCUGAAGCAGCUCGGAGAAUUUCUGUUGCCCUAGCAGAAAAAGUUACAUCUCCGGGCAAUGAGGAAGAUUCAUUAAGUACUCGUAGCGGUGUUUCAGAACAUCGAUCAGGCCGGGAACGGGGAUCAGUCGCCUCUUGUGACUACCAGCGCUCAGCUAGCCAAGAAGAUCAUAGUGAGGAUCUCGCUGAUCUUACACCAGCAUUAAGGAGACGGAGACAAGGAGUAGACAAGUAUGUCACUGAUGAGACACAACUCAACCUAAGAUUCCAGCGGCGUCGCACUCGACCAGUGUCCGAUGUGAAUCCACCACCACCUGCUGUCUUACAAACCAGGAAUCGACAAAGCAGACAACGAGUGUCAAUGAUUGAAGCAGGAACAGGUGGUCGCUACUAUGACAGUGGACGAGGUGUGCCUUCCUACCUCCUCAAGCCCCAGCAUGAGGAUUCUAGUGAGUCAGAGAGUUCACAUCCACGCAAACCACGACCUCCCUCCUCAGAGCCUCCGUCUGCAGCAAGAGAUGUUGUUGCCAGGAUACGAAGGUACCGGCCUUUGAGUGCAGAUAGUAGUGACAAUUAUAGAAGGCAGCAUCACCAACGGACUGUCUCUCCAGACUGACAGGAACCUCGGCCCUAGUCUUCAUCGGCAGGAGGAGGCGUCCAGCUCUCAGGCCUACUCACUUGCAGCUCCUCGCCCACCUCCCAAAUACAUCAUUCACACAUCCACAAGCGCACAAAUUCCCCCCCAGUCACAUGCAAUGUCUGUACCCGUGAGCUCAGUCGAACACACUCAUACGGCGAAUCUUAUUUUCAGUAUCAGCAACCAGAACAACAUAUAGUAUUAGUAAAAGAAGUUAAAUUAAAGCACAGGAAAACAAAAAAAUUGUGUGGAUGUUGGCAAAUGUUUUUAAGAAGAAGAGGUAAAACUUUGCCAUUUUCACUGCACAGAAAUCAAGAGUUGAGCAGAUGCCGUCUAAAUCUUUCCAAGCCACCACACAUUUAACAGCACAGAAAAAUAUGCCAUAUGGUGCUUUUUCUUACUUUUCAUUUAAGAGAAAAAACUUCUUUGGAGACCGUUAGUGGUGAAAAGAUAAGGUGUGAAUAUCUUGAUGUGUAGGUUGGUGAGAGUGAAGGGAAAUAAGCAACUCGAUUAGUGAUCCACUUUAUAGCUGUGGUACAAGAAAGCCUUUUUUUUUUUUUCCAAUAUGCAACUUCACUGCAGCUGCUACUGCAUGCAACAGCUAGCUGAAAGGCACUCAAAGACAAAGAAUCUUUGAUACUAAUUUGAUACAUUUGGCAGUGUGAUAAUGGACAUCUGGAGCUGCCAGUGACACACACUCGGGAUAACAUGGCAAAAAGUUAUAGGAGCUGUGGACCCUAAGCUGUCAGUGUGGCACAUGAGGUAAUGUAAUUGGGUGGUGGGAGCUGUUAUCCUUAAACUGCCAGUGUGAGAUUUGGGUCGUGUUAAGGGUGAUGGGAGCCAAGUGCCCUCAGUGUCCAGAGUGAAACUCAAGACAGUGCAAUGGGGGUGCAGCCUGUUAUAACAUCACCUGCACAUGGUUGUGAUAUUUGCUAUGUACAUUCUCUGUACUGACACUUGCUAGGUUAGGUAGUAACUGUGCCAUCCUCUGUUGCCAUAGUGACUUUCGAUAGGUCAUUCUGGUUACAAACCCCAGGUCAUUAAAGUUAUCUUUUAGCUGAGGAAAAAAAUGAUAUUAAUGUACAUUACAAUUUAGAUACCAUACUUUAAAAGAGGCACCUAUGGUCAAACGUGAUGUAAUAUUCUUUAAUGUUUUCUUCUGAUCUAGGUACCUGUAUUCACUUUAAGGGAUCUGGAUAACUGUUGUAAAUUUACUAAUGCAGGUUAGCCUUUGAUAUUGCUGUUAACGAACUAUUUUGGGGAAUAACUGCAAUAUUCUAGAGUCUCGGAGUAUCUCUUGCAUAUUGCCCAAAUACUCAGUAGCUCUUACACUUUGAAGCUUUGUCAUUUUCUCUAAGCUACCAUGAAUGCUGUAAGUAUUCCUGCAGUGCACAUACAGUAUGCCGAUGAUGCAGUUUGAAUGUUUAUUUGUUGAGUCAAGAGUUGGGUUCCAUUUUGUCCCCUGUGCCAUCACCUGUGUUGCAGGUUUGUUACAUCAACAUUUCGUCUUCAGUAAAGAAAGUAUAUUUGUGUAUAUGCUGGGUUGGAGUUGGCAAGCAUAGGUGUGAACAGUUUAUUAAUAAUGCAGGAGAAAAAUGGUGUGAUUUCCUUGGCUUUUUGAUCUUAGCAUGAUGGAAGUAUUUCUAAAAUUACCAUGUACUUUCACAAGGAAAAUGAAUGUCUAAAACAGUACCUUCUUGUAUUGGAUGCAGGAGUUGAAUUUAGGUUAUGGUCAGUAUUUGUUUGUGGUCUCACUUAUUUAAGAGAUAAGUACAGUACAUACUCUCAUUACUCUGAUCUUUGUUUCUGUAGUACAAACAAUAGAAUUUUUUUAUGGCCUUAAUGUGCUAAUAAUGUAGAUCAUGAAUAAGGAUUACUCAGGCCUUAGGUGUAUCAGCACUGUAAGUUCUCUAGACUACUGAAAGUUGCCUCUGGGAUGUGCUUCCAUCAGGAAGUAUGUGAUGAGAUCCUAAAAUAAUGUAUUUGAAUAUCAAUCAAAUUUAUAUAAUAUUGAUUAUCUAUUUUAUUAUACCUAAAAUGUUUUGUAGUCAUUUUAUGGUACAAAGUUCACAAAUGUAUUAGAAUUGUCAGAAACCCUGAGAGUGUUUAAAACCUAAACAUUUGAAAAUAAAACUACUUAGGCUCUUGAUAUUCAGAUGAUAAAACAAUCUUCAUUGUAUUAAAUGUUCCUUCCUCUUUUACAAGUAUUGUAGAAUUAAAACUUAAUGGUGAGAAUGGAUGGAAGAUUAACUGUUAAUGCAUGUACGUGGUCAUUAAACAGAGGUUUAGAGUGAGAAUAAAGUUCAUUGAAAUUAUUGUCCCAUAUUCACCAAGCUUAGGAACUGUAUCUGUGCUGUGACAUUUUACUGGAAAUGCCUAAGUUUUAUACAUUGGACAUAACAGGUUGAAUUAUUGCAGAUCAAUACAUGUCACCCUAAUAAAGGUGCUUACCAACAAUACAUUCAAGUGUUUGAGUGAAUCAGGUGAAAUAUAAUAGUGAUGCAUUAGUCAUUAAGUAUGCAAGUGUCUAUUUGAAUAUAUAUAUAUUUAUCAGUCCAAUGAAUACAGCUGAUAAGAGAUUAGAUAUUUGUUUAAAUGCCUUGAUUUUUAAAUUAGACUUGUAGAUACAUAUUUUGAUUGCUUCUACUUGAAUCUCUUUUAUUACUCUUCUUUCUAUGGGAAGAUGUUUUUUAGCAACAUUGUAAACUUAAAUAAAUCAUCUCACAUGCAUAUGUGGCUGCAAGGAUAAUCUCUAGUCAACACUGAAAUCAAAAGCAGCUUAUAUGCAAAGAUAAGUACUGUAUUAAUUUCUGUCAUCUCUCUACACUCAUCCUCUGACUUCAGGUUUACAAGAUAAACCAACUACUUUGCAGACUAUUAGUAACUUCCCAGAAUUGUUGUUAUAGAACUCAUGUGCCACAGUGCAUAUUUUAUACAGUAUUGAUGACUUGCCUGUUAUGUAUUGUUGAACCUGUGCUUAGUAGGGCUUUGUUUUGUCUCCUGGAGAUAUACAUCAAGGUCUUGUACAUUUCCUUGAAAAAAAAAAGCUGAGUCAGAAUCCUAAAACUAGUAACUGCUUAAAGAAACUGCAUGAACUUUUACUAUCUAAGAAAGGUUGAGAAAGCUCAUUCUGUUUCUUGAUGCAUACAUUACUUUUAGAAGUUUUUGACCUUCCUGAUAUCUCCUGGAAGCUUGAUAGGGCUUUGUGCACAUGUUGAAGGUCAAACAGAUAUGGAAUGAGCCAAGGGAAAUGAUAGAUGAGGGCAUAGUGGGAUAUGGGAUGGAGACAGCAAGUGUUCAACCAUUAUUUAUCUUGAGGAGUGCUUGGUGGCGUUCAUAACCUCGCGUUCGGGCAUUAGUAAUGUCACACAUGGACUGUUCACAGCCUUUCUGGUCUUAAUCAAGCUCUAUGAGUUUGUAUAUGCGCAUGUGUGAUAUGUCUGGCAAUUGCAAAGUUAGGAACGUCACUUAUAAUAUGUUCAUGCAACUUUUUUAUGUUAAUGAGCCUUAUGUUGAUGAAUCUAUCUGCAGUAGCAAAAUAAUUUGAAUUAUACACAGUCUUUAACGAAAAUUAUGUUUUAAUAAAUUGGUUGUGAGAGUGCAGUGUAGAGUUUCACCACAAUCAGUGAUGCUUGUCAGGUGUUUCUUUACCCACACUUCUGUGACUUCCUAAAGUGUUUCCUAUCAGUAACAAAAUUUACAUACUUUUUUUAUUCAUGUGGUUACUGGCCAGAUGUACUAUAAUGUCCAGAUUGUAUAUUUUUGUUCUGUGUACUUAGAUUGUUAUUUACAAUUAAAUUAUAGCAAUGCCUUCUAAUUGUCUAUAUAUACAUGACCCCAAACAUAUUACUACUGUACUAUUCAUUAUACAUAAAUUCUGUUUGAGUGCUACAUAUACCUAUGUAAUAAAAACAAAGUGUAGCAGUCAUAAAAUACAAGAUAAAAGAUAAAUUUUAGUACAAAUUAGAAAUCAUUUGCAAUCAGCACUUCUGCAUCCAUACCUUUCAAACAGUCCUUUGUUCUAAUUUAUAUUUUUCACUUUCUGUAAUACAAACCUGUAGAUUUGUGCCAGGUAAAGGAACUAAAUUUAGAAUGUUGCUUUCAAAGCAGCUAGUUUAUUGCACAUGCACACCACACCACAGUCAAGGGUAAAAAAUAUUACAAUAUUCUUCAACCUAUGUAGUCU
Cherax quadricarinatus is the source of this 8799-nucleotide messenger RNA. The record is from RefSeq and is a predicted model, not a curated record. NCBI's taxonomy places the organism in Eukaryota, Metazoa, Arthropoda, Malacostraca, Decapoda, Parastacidae.